CUGGUGACACUAGUCACUCUCUGACAUCCCACAUACCCUUUACCUGUUGGCUUCAUGAUCCCAUGUUUUCCCAGGGCUCAGGCCUACCCACUGAGGAGGUGCUAAUGUGUUUGUCCAGUGGUGACCGAUGGAUGGAUGAAGGGAGGGCAUUUCACCAGAAAUGAGAUGGCAAACCGCUCCAGGUGUCCUGCAGCACUGCUGUGACCUCAUCCCCUCCCAGGACAGCAUGCGGGCCUAUGCGGCCAACGUCUACACAUCCGUGGUGGCGGAGCUGAUGCGUGGGGAGCGGCGGCGCUUCAUCGCGGUGGAGCAAGAGUUCUUCCGGCUGUGGUGGGACGGGGUUGCCUCGGAGCAGCAGAAGCAGCAGGUCCGCGAGCUCCUGGCCAAGGGACGCCUGGAGUUUGUCCUCGGAGGCCAGGUCAUGCAUGAUGAGGCUGUGACCCACCUGGAUGACCAGAUCCUACAGCUCACAGAAGGACACGGGUUCCUGUACGAAACCCUCGGGGUCCGGCCGCGCUUCUCCUGGCACGUGGACCCAUUUGGCGCCUCGGCCACGACACCCACCCUGUUUGCCCUGGCAGGAUUCCAUGCCCACCUCAUCUCCCGCAUCGACUACGACCUCAAGGAUGCCAUGCAGGAUGCCCAGGGCCUGCAGUUCGUGUGGCGAGGGUCCCCGUCCCUGUCCGCGCAGCAGGAGAUCUUCACACACGUCAUGGACCAGUUCAGCUACUGCACGCCCGCCCACCUGCCCUUCUCCAACAGGUCCGGCUUUUACUGGAAUGGUGUGGCUGUCUUCCCAGAGCCUCCCCCAGAUGGAGUGUACCCUAACAUGAGCGAGCCCGUCACCCCGGCCAACAUCGAGCUCUAUGCCCAGGCCCUGGUGGCAAAUGUGAAGCAGCGGGCCGCAUGGUUCCGGACGCCCCAUGUGCUCUGGCCCUGGGGAUGUGACAAGCAGUUCUUCAACGCCUCGGUGCAGUUUGCCAACAUGGACCCACUGCUGGACUACAUCAACAGCCACACGGCCGAGCUCGGUGUGACGGUGGAGUACGCUACGCUGGGCGAAUACUUCCACGCCCUGCAUGCACUCAAUGUCACCUGGGACAUCCGAGACCACCACGACUUCCUGCCCUAUGCCUCAGAACAGCUGCAGGCCUGGACGGGCUUCUACGCGUCCCGCAGCACCCUCAAGGGGCUGGCACGACAAGCCAGCGCCUUGCUGUAUGCUGGGGAGUCCAUGUUCACACGCUACAUGUGGCCGGCACCCCUUGGGACUCUGGACCCCGCCUGGGCUCUGCAGCAACUGCAGCAGCUCCGCUGGGCUGUCUCUGAGGUCCAGCACCAUGACGCCAUCACCGGAACCGAGUCCCCCAAGGUGAGCACCAUGUACACAGAGCACCUGGCCAUGGGGACACUGGGUGUGCGCAAGCUGAUGACGGCCAUCGCCAGGGACAGUGUGCAGCACGCGGCCCUAGCGUCCGGCUCGGGUUCAAGGCCUGAAGGACACCUUGCCUCUGUCUACAACCCGCUGGCCUGGACCAUCACCACCAUCGUCACCUUGACUGUUGGCUUUCCUGGAGUCAGUGUCACGGACGAAUCAGGCCGCCCUGUGCCUGCGCAGAUCCAGAACUCAACUAAGGAACCCUCUGCCUAUGACCUGCUGAUCUUGGUCACAAUCCCAGGCCUCAGCUACCGGCACUACAGCGUCAGGCCCACGUCAGAGACCCAGGCAGCCGCCACCGUGGCCAGCACUGUCCGGUUCGGCCGCAGGCUGCGACGCACCAGCCAGGGUGACAGGCGCCUGGUGCCCGUGGCAAACGACUGCUACACGGUACUGCUGGACUCAGACACCAACCUCCUGCAUAGUGUCCAGGAGAGACAAAGCAACCGGACAGUGCGCAUGGCCCAGGAGUUCCUGGAAUACCAUGCCAAUGGGGACGUCAGGCGGGGGCCCAUCUCUGACAACUACCUCUUUGCGCCCAACGGGACAGCAGUGCCUGCGUGGGAGGCCGUGGGGCUGGAGAUCGUGGCAGGAAGGCUGGCGACUGAGAUCCGGCAGCGCUUCUACAGGGAUGCCAAGGCCCGGACUUACAUGUAUGCCAUCCAUUCCCGGCUGGCCCACGUGUCCCAGGGCCCCGGCAGCGAGGAGCUGCUGUGUCACCGCAUAGAGCAGGAGUACCGAGUGGGACCCCUGGAGCUGAACCGCGAGGCCAUCCUGAGGAUCAGCAGCAAUCUCAACAGCCAGCAGGUCCUCUACUCAGACAACAACGGCUACCAGAUGCAGCGGAGGCCCUACCGGCACUAUGUGAACGCCACCAUCGCACGGAACUACUACCCCAUGGUGCAGUCCGCCUUCAUCGAGGACCAGGAGGAUGACAGCAGGCUGGUGCUGCUGGCGGAACGGGCACACGGCGUCUCCAGCCCAGGCGGCGGGCAGGUGGAGGUCAUGCUCCACCGACGCCUGUGGAACAACCUGGCCUGGGACCUGAACUACAACCUCACACUGAAUGACACUUCCGUCGUCCACCCCGUGCUCUGGCUGCUGCUGGGGCCGCGGGCGGUCACCUCUGCCCUGCGCCCGCGGAGUGCACUAGCACUGCAGCACAGGCCCGUGGUGCUUCUCCAAGAGCUGUCCGGAGGCAGGGCUGCCACCCAGGGACAUGCCCCAAGGCCCCCAGUGUCCCAGCAACAAGCUGCCGUGCUGCUGCCCCCAAGCCUGCACCUUCAGCUCCUGAGUAUUCCUGGCCGGAACUACAGCACAAGCCACAGUGAACACAUGCGGGCUCUGCGGACAGGCCACCGAGGCCAGGCCCAAGCAGACGUACGCCGGGUCCUGCUACGGCUGCACCACCUGCAUGAGGUGGGGGAGGAUCCGGUGCUGUCUCAGCCAGUGACUGUGCAUCUGGAGGCUGCACUGCGGGGGCUGGGGGCUGUGGCAGCCGUGGAGGAGCGCUCGCUCACGGGCACCUGGGACGCACACACCAUGCAGCGCUGGAGCUGGAGGACAAACCCUGGCCACCAGACAGGGCACCCUACUUCUGACUCAAGGCUGCCCAGAGGCUGCAGCGUCACCAUCCACCCCAAGGAGAUACGCACAUUCUUUGUCCACUUCCGCCAGCAGUAAGACUCUUGGCCGCUGCUGGCAGCGUGGAGCGGUUGGGGGAGGGGCUGGCACCGUGGAGCGGUGGGGGGAGGGGCUGGCACCAUGGAGCUCUUGGGGGAGGGGCUGGCACCAUGGAGCUCUUGGGGGAGGGGCUGCUACUUGGGCCCUGGUAAGGUGGAGAUGGCCCUGUUAGCUUUCUGUGGUGAUUUUUAAAAUAAAAAGG
Messenger RNA from Octodon degus (degu), 3323 nucleotides. It is a transcript of the gene Man2b2, whose product is annotated as mannosidase alpha class 2B member 2. Gene Ontology annotation, cellular component: lysosome. Gene Ontology annotation, biological process: mannose metabolic process. The transcript has 19 exons. The record is from RefSeq and is a predicted model, not a curated record. Bases 161 to 3121 code for a protein of 986 amino acids. NCBI's taxonomy places the organism in Eukaryota, Metazoa, Chordata, Mammalia, Rodentia, Octodontidae. Gene Ontology annotation, molecular function: carbohydrate binding; alpha-mannosidase activity.